Molecule: messenger RNA, 3508 nt
Organism: Chlorocebus sabaeus (green monkey)
Lineage: Eukaryota; Metazoa; Chordata; Mammalia; Primates; Cercopithecidae
Gene: SEH1L
Product: SEH1 like nucleoporin
Biological process (GO): positive regulation of TORC1 signaling; cellular response to amino acid starvation
Cellular component (GO): nuclear pore outer ring; Seh1-associated complex
Molecular function (GO): structural molecule activity; protein binding
Source: RefSeq, a predicted model, not a curated record
GCAAGGGCGGUGCGGGGGCGGGGGCAGCACGCGCCGUGCGCUCCCGGGCUGCGAGGUCGGGCGAGGCUGUGGGCCGCGCGCCGCCGCCGCCACUGUCGUCUUCGGAGGCGCGGGCCCGACGGAAGCCAUGUUUGUGGCUCGCAGCAUCGCGGCGGACCACAAGGAUCUCAUCCACGAUGUCUCUUUCGACUUCCACGGGCGGCGGAUGGCGACCUGCUCCAGCGAUCAGAGCGUGAAGGUCUGGGAUAAAAGUGAAAGUGGUGAUUGGCAUUGUACUGCUAGCUGGAAGACACAUAGUGGAUCUGUAUGGCGCGUGACAUGGGCCCAUCCUGAAUUUGGACAGGUUUUGGCUUCCUGUUCUUUUGACCGAACAGCUGCUGUAUGGGAAGAAAUAGUAGGAGAAUCAAACGAUAAAUUGCGAGGACAGAGCCACUGGGUUAAAAGGACAACUCUGGUGGAUAGCAGAACGUCUGUUACCGAUGUGAAGUUUGCUCCUAAGCACAUGGGUCUUAUGUUAGCAACCUGUUCGGCAGAUGGUAUAGUAAGAAUAUAUGAGGCACCAGAUGUUAUGAAUCUCAGCCAGUGGUCUUUGCAGCAUGAGAUCUCAUGUAAGCUAAGCUGUAGUUGUAUUUCUUGGAACCCUUCAAGCUCUCGAGCUCAUUCCCCCAUGAUCGCUGUAGGAAGUGAUGACAGUAGCCCCAACGCAAUGGCCAAGGUUCAGAUUUUUGAAUAUAAUGAAAACACCAGGAAAUAUGCAAAAGCUGAAACUCUUAUGACAGUCACUGAUCCCGUUCAUGAUAUUGCAUUCGCUCCAAACUUGGGAAGAUCUUUCCAUAUUCUAGCAAUAGCAACCAAAGAUGUGAGAAUUUUUACAUUAAAACCUGUGAGGAAAGAACUGACUUCCUCUGGUGGGCCAACAAAGUUUGAAAUCCAUAUAGUGGCUCAGUUUGAUAAUCAUAAUUCUCAGGUCUGGCGAGUGAGUUGGAAUAUAACAGGAACAGUGCUAGCAUCUUCAGGAGAUGAUGGCUGUGUAAGAUUGUGGAAAGCUAAUUAUAUGGACAAUUGGAAGUGUACUGGUAUUUUGAAAGGUAAUGGGAGCCCAGUCAGUGGGAGUUCUCAGCAGGGAAACUCAAAUCCUUCCCUAGGUUCAAAUAUUCCAAGUCUUCAGAAUUCAUUAAAUGGAUCUUCUGCUGGCAGAAAGCACAGCUGAGUACAAGCUAACUGGAGUAACUUUGCUGUUUUGCUGCUUGUUGCAUGCACACAGGAAUGGAAAGCGAGCUCCUUUUCCCCUUCCCCAGCGCCGUUUGACCUCUCCCAAGAUACACCAGCAGCCUGCUUACUACUAAACGCAAUCCAAAAGGCCUUUAAAAAUACAGUGUAUAUUUUUUUGUACUAGUCAGUUUACUGACACUAUUUGAAACUUUUGAAAUAUAAAUGGAGAGGCUUUCUGUUGAGACAUUGUCACCAAAACAAUUUUUUGAAAUAUUCCUGAAACUAAUUUGGGUUUAAAGAUUAAAAGGGUUGUUACCAUUCUUAUCUAAGUAGUUGGGAGGAGGGGAAAUAUCACUUUAUUUCAUUUGGAAAAUAUAGACAUAUUUCUUUUGCUUUCUUAAAACAGCUUAAAAUGAUGAACUUUUAUAAUUUUAAUUUGAAGAUUGAAUAAAUAUUUUUUAUAAAGAUUGUUUUGAGUGAUUUACUUUUUGUAGAAUUGCUUUAUACAUGAUAUUCAGUACAACUCUGUCAUUUCCUUGUAGUAUUUAAAGAAUAUUAGUGAAGGAGUGAAUUAGUAAAGUAGUAAUAGUAAAAUGAAAGGAACUUGACUGUACAGUUGUAGCCAGGUUAAGCAUUUGGUAUUGUUUCAUUUACAAUUUGGAAGUAAGAUGGAAACACUUUUUUAUAAGUUUUUAAUUCAUAGUCACUAAAGAGAGAAAUGUUUCUUAUAUACAUUUGUAUAUUUUUAUGGUGUUUAUUCCAUUGGUUAGUUUCCUUCAAAUCAAAGUUUGGACACACACUAUUAAGAGAAGCCAUUAAAAUUUUACUAAAAUUGUGCAUGUAAAUUAAUGUCAGCAUUCCAUGUCUCAAGAUUUUCUUAAUUUAGUUGGCUGUUUAAAUUAGUUCAUAUCCUGUAAAGCUCUGACCUUGAUAACAAAGCUAUAAAUAUUUAAGCUUGCUAAAAUGUGUAAGUAUUACUGGUAAGUUACAAAAUGGAAGAAGAGUAACAGUAGGGCACAGUCAUUCUGUGAGUCCUUUCACUUCUCAAAAUUUGGUAGCUAUUCUAAGGCUUUUGCAGAAAAAUAAGUGUUCAGUGUUUGUAGUUCUUCAAACGCAUGUUGCAGUAGCCAGCCAUACUGUGUUCCCAGUAUCAUGUAUGCACUAAAAAAACUGUGUGCUUGCUGCUGUUGUGAGUGAACCAUUGCUUAAGAGAAAAAGCUUAUUAGAUUUGUAAAUGUACAGACUAGCAUCAGAUGUUUCUGAGAGAUUAGAAAAUGUUUUGAAUUUAUAAAAUUAAUGUUUUUCUUUGUAACAUUUAUAUUGAUUUUUUUUGACAUUUUAAGUUUAACAGAUUGUAUUCCUUUCAAGUUUCUAUACUUGCUUAAGCAAUCUUGAUUUGAGUAAGGGUCUUGAUUUGUGCUAUUAUGUUCUGUUAGUUUUGGCAUGAAUAUACUAAAGCUUUUUUUUUUUUUUUUUUUUUUUUCUAGCAUGUGUUUUCUCCUCUUUGGUUCUCUCUGUAUUUACUACUUUUCUCUUUUUCUUGUGUUUUUUUUUUUUUUUUUUUUUUUUUCCCUGUUUUUGUUUUGUUUGGUGUUUUGUUCCUGUCUUCAUUGUUUCAGGUAUUUCUUUCCCCCUCUGGAUUCCCCACGGGCUGGAUCGAGAUGGUCCAGUUAUGCCCAGCUCCUUCCUCCUCCUCCUCCUCCUCUGGUAGAGCACUCUUGCGAUGCUGACACUGCCAACCUCCAGUAUCCUCACCCUCGCAGACGAUAUCUCUCUCGGCCUCUUAAUCCCUUACCUGAGAAUGAAGGGGUUUAAAACACUGAUUUAACAUUGAAAGGCCUUAUUCAAGUGCUUGUAAAUGCUUUCAUUUCUGGCUGCUUUCUGUUUUUCUUCACUUUCUUUCAGAAGAUUUUUCUAACUUAGGGUCUGUCUUGCAUGUAUUACAACUGGAAUACGGUGUUUCGAACCUAAAUCUGUUUGUGCGUCUCCAUCAAAGGAACGUUGGCUUCACUGGGUGAUAACCUUUGAUGAAAUGAGAUAUGUCCAAGUAACGUUAACUGUGAAGUUACACACAGUAGCUGACUUCAAAGUGCCUGUUUUGUAAAUUUUAUUUUGAACUGUUACCAUAGUCUUAAGUUGUUUAUGCUUUAUCGGACUGGCUAAUGUGAAAGCAUAUUCUUACGAAGUUGAUUCUGUCUUUGAGACCUUAGAAAAUGGAUUUCAUUUUACAGGCUAAUGUUGCAACUGACUAGUAUGUAAAAUAAAUCAUUCCUGUGUAUAAAGCAGCAAAACCCAA